Messenger RNA from Sugiyamaella lignohabitans, 675 nucleotides. RefSeq lists its product as uncharacterized. Gene Ontology annotation, cellular component: nucleus. The transcript has a single exon. The coding region runs from base 1 to 675 and encodes 224 amino acids. Lineage: Eukaryota; Fungi; Ascomycota; Dipodascomycetes; Dipodascales; Trichomonascaceae. The record is from RefSeq and is a predicted model, not a curated record. Gene Ontology annotation, biological process: U6 snRNA 3'-end processing. Gene Ontology annotation, molecular function: 3'-5'-RNA exonuclease activity.
AUGUCAAGUGAUCCGAGUUUUCAUGGCGGUCGUACCAGAACUUACGAACAUGUUCCCGGCAAAUGGCCGUCUCACGUGUACUUAGAAUGGAUCCCGGAUCACAGUCAAUUUACUGUUUUGAAGGAUGUAGUGGAGUAUCUCACCAGUAGUGAGAAUAGUAAUGGUGGGGAUAUAGUAUCGCUGCUGGAGACGGACCUCGGAGUGAAGCUACCGCUCCACAUCAGCCUGUCCGAGACAUUAAUGCUGGAUACGGCUCAAAAAGACCCGUUUCUGAAGGCAGUUACAGAGUACUUUGAGAACAAGAGUGCGAUAGACGUCACCCUCGAUCCCAGUGUGAAGGUGUUACAUAACAAAACUAGAACUCGCCGGUUUCUGUCUCUGCAGGCCAAGGACAGAGCCGAGAAUCUCGCGAAAUGGACCAAAGAUAUCGACACUAUUGCAUAUUCGUUCUGCCAGACCGGUCUGAUAGCUACCGACACUCCACAUAUAUCGAUUGCAUCAAUAGACGGCCCGAUCGAAAAUACGACUGCGACUAUCGUCGAUGGCUCAUCGGAUCAUCACUUGCUCCCUCGUCAUGUUAGCAAACCAGUUUCGUCCUUGGUGAUACAUCUGGACGAGGUGAAAUUACGUAUUGGCAGAGAUGUCCACAUUCUAAACUUAAAGCAUAGAGAUUAG